GUUGCCCCGGUAACCAGGCCUGGGACGCGACAGUAAAUUGGAGCCUCGGAGCGACGCGGUCAUGCAGGCCGACAACCUGCAGCAGCACCUGGACUAUGUAUCAAGUCAGGGGCUAGUACUGAGCCCCGAGCAUAAGGCCGCACUACAGGUCUCGCUGGAGCUUGUCCGCAGAAACUACAAGUUCCACCAGGUUUACUUCUGGGGCAAGGUGCUGGGCCUGAGCGCCGACUACUUCAUCAUACAAGGCGUCGAUCGGGACGAGCUUAAGAGCAGGAAGACCCUUUAUAGUUUUAACUGCAUGGACUGGAAGCUACUUCCCCCAGCCACAGAUGAAAUGAUAGUGAGAUCCAUGCUCAUUAAAGGUCGCUUCAUGGGUGACCCUUCUCAUGAAUACGAGAAAACAGUAGUUAAGAAGGUCAAUGAAGAACAGACUGAUCAGGACAUUGAGGUAAAGGAAGAAGAACGCUUGACAUCCACAAUUGAACUAAUAAACAGAGAAGCUGCAAUCAUUCCCAGGGGUGCAUUUAUUAUGACUCCUCGAGAUGAGGUCCACAUGAACAGGAGCUUUGAAGGUUUAUCAGCAACCGAAGCCGGGAAGCUGAGGUCCUACCUCCACUUUACUAAACCAUCUGAGCUGAAGAAGAAGUCAUUGCUGUUGCAAGCCAAUUUGGAAGAGUCUAUUGAUUUUCUCAAUUCUCUUGAAGAUGACGAAUUAAAAGAGGAGAGCCAUGAACAACUGCAGAAGCAAGAAUUUGAAGCAACAAGUAAUCUGCUGGGUAAACUGAUGUUUUGGACUCUACAGUAUGAGAGAGGCAACAAGCUGGUCAUUCUCCAAAACCUCCUCUGGCCUGGCUUCACUUUCUUCCACGUGCCAGAAACCACUCAGUUCGGCUACCUUUACAUGGGCCUGGGCGAGAAGAACAUGGAUUUUCCUUUCAUGAUAUGAUAGUCCAUUGAAUUCACACAACAACAAAAAUCAAUGACACUUGGUUUAGUUGAGCCUCUCUUGCUUUAAUCUGCAUCGUCAAAUUAUAGAUGAUAUCCACAUUAUUAUUAUGUACACAUUAUAGCAAAGAAAUCUCUGUAUCUAAAUAAAUCUUAUCUGAA
This is a messenger RNA of Hypanus sabinus (Atlantic stingray), 1107 nucleotides long. RefSeq names its product radial spoke head component 9 (gene rsph9). The transcript is spliced from 6 exons. Gene Ontology annotation, cellular component: radial spoke; axoneme. The record is from RefSeq and is a predicted model, not a curated record. NCBI's taxonomy places the organism in Eukaryota, Metazoa, Chordata, Chondrichthyes, Myliobatiformes, Dasyatidae. The coding region runs from base 62 to 946 and encodes 294 amino acids. Gene Ontology annotation, biological process: cilium movement involved in cell motility; axoneme assembly; motile cilium assembly.